UAAUAAAUAUUAAUUAAGGUUGUGAAUAAUUGAUGUUAUUAUUGAUUGAUCUUUUAAAUUUCCUUCUCUCAUGAUUCAAUUGUACUGUUUUCCCUUGGAAUUAGAGAUUUGUGUAAAUCUCGUGCCAUCGAGAACAAAUAAACUUAUGCCACGAAUCACAAACACCUGAUUUUUAUGAAUAAUUCACGAUACGAGGCUGAAGAGAAUAUUUUACUUUAUAAAAAUACUCAUAUUUCACGUACAAGGACAAAGAAGAUAAAUUUAAUUAGUUUAACAAAAGUGGAAAUAAAAAUAAUUUUAUAUAUAUAUCUUCAAUAAAAAUUGAUAUAAGAUGCAAAUAAAUAUUAUACGUAUUUUAUUUAUUUUUUGUACAAUAUUCACUGGUAUUCUUGGAUUAUUAAUCUAUCGUAUGGAAUCCUAUUUACCUAUUUUUUUAACUCGUACUUAUCGUUAUGGUAAAUAUUCUGUUAAUAUUUAUGAACCAAUAAUUGCAAAAACAGAAGUACCCAGAAAAUGGUUUAAACAUUUUUACAUUUUUGCUGCACCAGCUUCAAGUUAUGUACUAUACUUAGUUAUUUGUAUAUAUUUAUGGGAGUAUGAUAUUUCCAAAAAUAUUAUGUGGAUAUUAGAUAUAUGUCUGGGAUCAUUUAGACAACCACUAGUAUCAUCAGAAAGUACAUUUAUAGCAAUUCUACUUUUAACUUUUCAUUGUUGGAAACGAUUAUAUGAAACAUAUUAUGUAAAUAUCUUCAGUGAUAAGAAAAUGAAUAUACUUCAUUAUUUAAUUGGAUUUUAUCAUUAUAUAGGAACCUUAAUAUGUAUUAUAAGUGAAUCUGAAGGCUUUGUUAAAGGUUCAAAAGGAAAUUUUUCUUGGAAUAAAAUUACAUAUUUUCAUUUAUUAUGUUCAAUUAUUUUUAUAUUAUCAACAUAUGCACAACUUAAGUCAAAUUUUAUUCUUCGUAAAUUACGAAAAAAUAAAGAUGGAAAGAUUAAUUCUACAAUAUAUAAAAUACCACAUGAUGGUCUGUUUGAAUAUGUAUCAGGUGCAUUACAAAUUACAGAGAUAAUUAUUUAUAUAACACUUUCUAUAAUUUUAUGGCAAAGUUCUACAUUUCAUUAUGUUACAAUUUGGGUCUUAUGCAACCAGAUAUGGACUGCAACAUUGACUCAUCAAUGGUACAUACAAACAUUUAAAAAUUACCCAAAAUCUCGAAAAAUUUUAAUUCCUUUUAUUUUUUAAGUAAUAUAAAAUUUUUGAUAUUAUACAAUAUUUGAUAUUAUACAAAUUAUUAUAGAAAUUAUAAUGAUAUUAUUAAAAUAUAUAAUAAGUAAUUAUAAUUUAUUAUAAUUAUAAUAUUAUUAUUAUAAUUAUAUUAUUUAAUUAAUGUAAUAUUUUUAUAUAUUUAAUUAAAUCAUAAAGAGUUAUAUUACUGGAAUACGGAAAUAAAGAAUUUGUAUUUUAAUAAUAUAAAUAUUUUUGUAAUAUUUUUAAAAAAUUAUGGAAAAGAAUAUAUGACUUUAAAUAUUAAUUUAUUUUACAUUACAUAUAAACAAAUGUAAAUUGAUUAUAAUACAACACUUUAACAAUAAUUAAAUGUAAAGUAUUUUUUUUAUUAUAUGCAGUUUAAUUUUUAAUCUUGCCGGGCAAGUUGAAAGAUUUUCUUUCAAUAUAUACAAAUAAUAACUUCUUAUACUUAUCCUUUUACUUGAACAA
This is a messenger RNA of Apis mellifera (honey bee), 1714 nucleotides long. Its product is annotated as polyprenol reductase. Lineage: Eukaryota; Metazoa; Arthropoda; Insecta; Hymenoptera; Apidae. Gene Ontology annotation, biological process: dolichol-linked oligosaccharide biosynthetic process; polyprenol catabolic process. The transcript has 6 exons. The record is from RefSeq and is a predicted model, not a curated record. Bases 332 to 1240 code for a protein of 302 amino acids. Gene Ontology annotation, molecular function: 3-oxo-5-alpha-steroid 4-dehydrogenase activity. Gene Ontology annotation, cellular component: endoplasmic reticulum.